GCUUUUUGCAAACCCCACCCACCAACACACACAUUAAUUAAAAAAAUGAGUCAACCAGAGCCCAAAACCGCGACUCCCACUGACGAGCCUACGAUCAAUCAAGAAGAAGAGAACCCUACCGUUGAAGAAGGUGAAUCGGGCGGUGAUGUUGACAAGGAAUUGGAAGCCAUGAAGGAACGAGUUAAAGAAAUGGAAGAUGAGGCUGCUAAAUUACGCGAGAUGCAGGCUGAAGUAGAGAAAUCAAUGAAUCCAGAAGAAGACAAAGAGGCGGUUGAUUCGCGCUCUGUAUAUGUUGGCAAUGUGGACUAUGGAUCAUCACCUGAAGAACUGCAAGCUCACUUCCAGUCUUGUGGCACCAUUAACCGAGUGACAAUUCUCUGUGACAAGUUCAGCGGUCAGCCCAAAGGCUUCGCAUAUAUCGAAUUUGCUGAACCAGCAUUCAUCAAUGCCGCCGUCGCAUUGAAUGAGAGCUUGUUCCGUGGUCGUUUGUUAAAGGUUUCGCCAAAGCGGACAAACGUUCCUGGAUUUGCCCAGCGUGGCCGCGGCCGUGGUGGUUUCCGUGGUGGUUUCCGUGGCGGAAUGAUGCCGUACUAUGGCCAUUCACCAGCAUAUGGCCAUCGUGGUCGUGGCAGAGGCCGUGGCCGUGGUGGUUACUAUGCUCCUUAUUAGUGUGUAGACAAAACUUGUUGCUUUUUUUCCGAGGAUGGGUAGUCUGUUCAGUAUCUUGCGUUUUAUCGAAACGAACUAUAAAAAGAUCUUCUGUUUAUACUCUCUUUAGAACAACCUCUUUGGAUGUGUUAUGUAUGUAACUAG
Messenger RNA from Zychaea mexicana, 813 nucleotides. RefSeq lists its product as uncharacterized. Gene Ontology annotation, molecular function: RNA binding. The record is from RefSeq and is a predicted model, not a curated record. Lineage: Eukaryota; Fungi; Mucoromycota; Mucoromycetes; Mucorales; Lichtheimiaceae. The coding region runs from base 46 to 669 and encodes 207 amino acids. The transcript has 7 exons.